Molecule: messenger RNA, 1416 nt
Organism: Purpureocillium lilacinum
Lineage: Eukaryota; Fungi; Ascomycota; Sordariomycetes; Hypocreales; Ophiocordycipitaceae
Biological process (GO): mRNA splicing, via spliceosome
Cellular component (GO): U2-type spliceosomal complex
Molecular function (GO): RNA binding
Source: RefSeq, a predicted model, not a curated record
AUGCCUCCCAAGCGAAUGACGGCAAACCCCGUCCGCCCGGGGCGCCACUUUGCCGGCAAACCCACCGGCGCCGCCUCCUCGUCCUCCGAGUCCGACAGCGACGACGACAACGCGCCCGCGGCCGCCGCCCCGAAGCGCAAGGUGCCGCCCCCGCCCAAGGCAGCCAGCGCGGGCAAGAUCAUCAGCCGCGGCCUCGGCAGCAUAGAUCUCAACGCGCGGCGGCAGGAGCUUGAGAAGGAGGCUGAGGAGCGGCGACGCGCCGCGCAGCGUGCCGAGAAGCUCGCCGCCGAGCAGGGCUUCGUGACGGAGGAUGAAGAUGAGGAGAGCGAAGGCGAGGAGGAGGACGAGGAGGACGAGAGCGGCUCUGAAGAGGAGGAGAGCAGUAGCAGCGAGGAAGAGGCCCCGAGACGACUCAUGAUGCGCCCCAAGUUCGUACCCAAAAACCAACGUAACGGCGCCGGCGCCGGCAAGGACCGCCCCGACGACGAAGCCGCACGCCUCGCCGAGGAAGAAGCCAAGAAGAAGGCCGCGGCCGACGCCCUGGUCGAAGAGCAGAUCAAGAAGGACCUCGCCGCGCGCGCCGCCGGCAAGAAGCACUGGGACGACGAGGAGGACCCAGACUCGGACGUGGACACGACGGACGGGCUCGACCCGGAGGCCGAGGAGGCGGCGUGGCGCGUGCGCGAGCUCAAGCGCCUGCGCCGCGCCCGCGCCGCCAUCGAGGAGCGCGAGCGCGAGCUCGCCGAGGUGGAGCGCCGGCGCAACCUCACGGCCGAGGAGCGCGCCGCCGAGGACGAGGCCCACCUGGCGCGCCAGCGCGAGGAGAAGGACAGCAAGGGCAAGAUGAGCUUCAUGCAAAAGUACUACCACCGCGGCGCCUUCUUCCAGGAGGAGACCGAGGCGGCGGGCCUGCUGCAGCGCGACAUCAUGGGCAGCCGCAUCCAGGACGACGUGCGCAACCGCGAGGCCCUGCCCGAGUACCUCCAGCGCAGGGACAUGACCAAGCUGGGCCGCAAGGGCGCCACAAAGUACAAGGACAUGCGGUCCGAGGACACGGGCAGCUGGGGGCAGUUUGACCGCGGGGCCGGACGAGGGGGCGGGCGUGGUGGAGGUGGACGGUUCGAUGGCGAUGACCGGUUCAGGCCGGAUGACGACAGGUUCAAGCCCGACGAGAGGGACGCCAAGGGCGCGAACGCGAUACCCCUGGGAGACCGCAAGGAGAGGCGCGAUGACGACAGACGAGAUCGGGGCGACAGUUACCGCCGGCGCAGGUCACGGACGCGGUCGCGGUCGCGGUCGCCGAGGCGGGAUCGCGACGAGGACUACAGGCGGAGCCGCAAGAGGAGCACAUCCCGAGACGGGGACCGCUCCGACGGGGACAAGAGACGGCGGGUGGACGUCGAGGCAGACAGAUGA